Messenger RNA from Mus caroli (Ryukyu mouse), 2252 nucleotides. Lineage: Eukaryota; Metazoa; Chordata; Mammalia; Rodentia; Muridae. The record is from RefSeq and is a predicted model, not a curated record.
CUCUCCGCUCUUUUCUGAAGUGUGUAGGUGCUGGCGGUUCUGUGCCUCUGCUGAGAGCCGAGAAAAGUACUCGCGCAAGCUUGGAGGCCAAGCUAUGGAUGCAGUGACCUAUGAUGAUGUGCACAUAAACUUCACUCAGGAAGAAUGGGUCUUGUUGGAUCUUUCCCAAAAGAGGCUCUACAAAGAUGUUAUCCUGGAGACCUACAGGAACCUCACUGCUAUAGGAUACAAAUGGGAAGAACACAAUAUUGAAGAACAUUGUCAAAAUUCUAGAAUACAUGGAAGGCAAGAAAGAAGUCACCCUGGAGAUAAACUCUAUGAAUAUAGACAAUGUGGUAAAGUUUUUGCAUGUCACAGUCAUCUUCAAAGUCAUGAAAGAAUUCAUGCUGGAGAGGAAUCCUGUGAAUGUAAUCAAUGUAAUAAUCACAGUACUCUUCAAAAUCCUGAAAAAAAUCAUACUGAAGAGAGACUAUAUGAAUGUAAUGAAUGUGGUAAAGCUUUUUCACAACAGAGUCAUCUCCAAAUACAUACAAGGACACAUCAUGGACAGAAACUCUAUGAAUGUAAGCAAUGUUGUAAAGCCUUUGCCUGUUGCAGCAGUCUUCAAAAACAUGAAAAAGAUCAUACUAGAGAUACAACCUAUGAGUCUAAGCAAAGUGGUAUAGACUUUUCACAUCAGGGUUAUCUCCAUAAGCAUAAAAGAACAUAUAUUGUACAGAAACACUAUAAAUGCAGUCAAUGUGAUAAAGUAUUUUCAAAACGUAGUAAUUUUCAAAGACAUAAAAGACUACAUACAGGAGAGAAACCCUAUGACUGUAACCAAUGUGGUAAAGGCUUUGCACUGCCCAGAUAUCUCAUAAAACAUAGAAGAACACAUAUCGGAGAGAAACCCUAUGAGUGUAAUCAGUGUGGUAAAGCCUUUGCACAGAGCAGUGGUCUUCAAAAUCAUGAAAGAAUUCAUACUGGAGAGAAACCUUAUGAAUGUAAUCAAUGUGGUAAAGCCUUUGCACAUCAGAGUUAUCUCCAGAAACAUGAAAAAACUCAUACCGGAGAGAAAGCCUAUGAAUGUAAUCAAUGUGGUAAAGCCUUUGAACAACAGAUUUAUCUUCAAAUUCAUGAAAGAGUUCAUACUGGAGAGAAACCGUAUGUAUGUAAUCAAUGUGGUAAAGCCUUUGCAUAUCACAGUCAUCUUAAAAAACAUGAAAGAACACAUACUGGAGAGAAACCCUAUAAAUGUAAACAAUGUGGUAAAGCCUUUGCACAACAGAUUCAUCUUCAAGUUCAUGGGAGAAUCCAUACUGGAGAGAAACCCUAUGAAUGUAAUCAGUGUGGUAAAGCCUUUGCAUAUAGCAGUAGUCUUAAAAAACAUGAAAUAGUCCAUACUGGAGAGAAACCGUAUAAAUGUAAUCAGUGUGGCAAAGCCUUUGCACAUCUCAGAUAUCUUCGAAAACAUGAAAGAACACAUACUGGAGAGAAACCCUAUGAAUCUAAUCAGUGUGGUAAAGCCUUUGCACAUAACAAUAAUCUUCAACAUCAUGAAAGAUUCAUACUGAAGAGAAACCCUAUGAGCAUAGUCAAUGUAGAAAACCCUUUUCAUAUCACAGUAGUCUUCAGAUUCAUACUUCAGAGAAACACUAAUGUAGUUAACGUGGUAAAGCCUUUGCACGUCAUAGUAGUCUUUACAUUCAUGAAAGAAUUCACACUGGAGAGAAGCCCUGUGAUGUAAUCAAUGUGGUAAAGCAUUGCAUAUCACCAUCACCUGCAAAUACAUAAAAGAACACACUGAAGGAAAAUGAUACAAAUGCAAUCAAUGUAGUAUAAAACCUUUCAACAUCACAGUUAUCUUCAAAUACAAAGGAACACAUACUGGAGAGUAACGUUAUGAAUGUAGUCAGCCUGUUAAAGCCUUUGCAUAUCACAGUUGUCUUUGAGGGCAUGAAAGUACUCAGGAAGUGAAUCUAUGAAUAUAAAGUGGGUUUUUUUCCCAUUGGUUUACUGUUUAUUCAGUGUUAAAUGUUACAGAGUUCAUACACUGUCGGAACCAUGCCUGAGAACCCAAAGGAAGAAAUGGUGCAAUGGACAGCCUCAUCCACCCAGACAGUGUAUUAAAACUUGAUUCAUAUGCAUUUUGAUAAUUUCACAAUCUUUAAAACUAUAACAAGACUUGGGAUUUACAUCUGCUGCAGGUCCUCAGCAUUCAGUACAGUGUGCCAUUAAAAAAACCUCAUCAUGUCUCCGUUCACUUCCUAAAA